AUGAUUCCAGAUGACAGCCCUCAAUUGGAGGACUUUGAUCUCCUGCACUUCUGGCAGGCAAAUCAAACACGAUUCCCACUAUUUUGGAAGCUCGCCCUCGAUGUCCUCCCUGCCCAAGCCUCGUCCGUUCCGUGCGAGAGGAUUUUCUCAUCAAGCAAGGAGAUGGACACAUCCAGGCGGUCCAACCUGUCACCCCUUCACAUGGAGCAGCUGCAGAUCAUGAAGUUCAGCUAUCGGAACGACAGGUUGAACUUCACUGACCAUCUUCUCUCCUCUGAAGAGGAGCUCUCAGUCCUUGACAUGUCCGUUGAGGUUGUUGAGAGCCUCCUGGCAGGGGGGAAGAUUGAGGAGCUCAACCAGUAUGUGAACGAGUCCUGGGAAGGGUGGGGAUGGAGCAAUGAUAAUGGGAACAAGCAAGAAACGGCGUCAUGGAUCGCGUCUUUACAAUAA
Molecule: messenger RNA, 450 nt
Organism: Cyclocybe aegerita
Lineage: Eukaryota; Fungi; Basidiomycota; Agaricomycetes; Agaricales; Hemipholiotaceae
Source: the annotation of a GenBank genome assembly